Colletotrichum karsti is the source of this 1677-nucleotide messenger RNA. RefSeq lists its product as uncharacterized. The record is from RefSeq and is a predicted model, not a curated record. Lineage: Eukaryota; Fungi; Ascomycota; Sordariomycetes; Glomerellales; Glomerellaceae. Bases 1 to 1677 code for a protein of 558 amino acids. The transcript is spliced from 4 exons.
AUGAUGGCCUCCAAUCCUCGCGUUACACCAGUUCCAAUCCCUACUCAAGGCAUUUCACCCACGGGUCGUACGGCGCCUCCGGCUUCCCAGACCCAGACCCCGACACCGCUGGGCUCAACCACGGGCAACCGCCAUGUCUCACCCUCAGGAGGCUCGGUAUCCAGCACGGGAGAGGGUCGCAAGAUGAAGCGCACCGGCGCCAAAGUCAGCGUCAGGCCGAGUUCUUUCCUGCAGGCGCCAUCGUGGGCUACUUCCUUGCUCAACUCAAAACCAUCCACUGCGGCGACGAUACCUUCCUUGUCGGAGUCCGCUUCGAAUCACCCCUUCUCACCAUCGGAUUCUACCGCCAACAACCCCAUCCUCGAAAGCCCGGAACCUAUUCGAAUUGUGAGCGACAUUCUCCCACAGAAAACCAACCAGGAGGCCCAGGAGGCCCAAGAAAGCCCGGUUCUGGAGACCGAGAUGGCACCAAAGUCAUCGCUCGCCAGGAGCGCCAAGAUCCAGGCAUUGCAGCAGUCGUGGAUGACCAGCUCAGGUUUGGGAGGCUUAGAAGGUGCAGAGACGCCCAGAGACUGGCUAGGCGGAGGUCUCUCUUCGGAAGAUGUGUCUUCUUCCUCCUCCCAACCCUCAAGAAAGCGCUCAAUGGGAACAGUGCAGGGCGGUGACGUUAAGCGUCGCCUGACUGAAGUUACCAACGGAGGAUCAAGCCCUUUGUCAGCCUCAGCUGGGCCGUCUGAUGGUGCGAGAAGAUCAACUCGCAGUUCGCAAGUUCCUCCGGCAACUCAGGGUGCCGACGCCCCAAAUCCCGUCGUCAAGCCCGGCAUUAUUCCUAUUCAGAGGACAGUACAAGUAGCAGAGUCAUCCGACGAAGAGGACUACAAUGAUGGGGACCUUGAUGGAGAUCUUACGACCGAGGAUGACGACGUCCCUGGACCAGAUAUCGAUGUCGCACAGGAUACUCGUCGGUCCAGACAAAAUGUGGAUGCAAUCCCCAGGGUCGAGACGCCUGUCCCGCCCCCGGCUGUGCCGCCAGUGGUGCCGUCAAAAGCGUACGACCCCAUACCGAAAAAUGCCAAAUUUCCAUUUCCUUCUACUCUUGGCCGCCCAGACGACUCAUCCUCCGCCGCCUCGUCGCGUGCUGUCACGCCCGCCGUUCCUACCGCCAGGGAAGCCAUCGACGCACCCGCACCGAGCAGUCCCCCACGGCGAGUCACUAGGUACUCCUCGACCACGAAGGCCGCAGUCACAUCCGCUUCUAAGCCAGCCCCUGUCUCUGCUGUCUCGGCCACAGCUGAACAGACAAUGCCAGCAGACAUUCUGGAGAUGGAAGAUUGGGAGAUAGCCCCAGGACGUGUGCGCGAUGAGCGCAGCCAGACUCCAACGAAUGUUGCAUUUUCGAAUGCAUACCUGACGUCGAAUCAGGUUGUCGCCGUCUCGGAAGACAUCUCCUUCAACGUCGUUGUCAUCAAACCGGGCGGCUCCCACCAAUGGGCUGACGAAGAUGACAAAGUGCGGAUCUGUUCGCUGGCCGUUGGCAAAGUCAAUGUCAAGCUGGACAAGACUGACCCAUUCUCGAUUGGGCCGAACGGCAUGUUCAAGCUGAAACCCGGGGUGGCAUGCUCGGUCGAGAAUCGGACGUAUAUUGACGCUGUGGUCCACGUGACAUCCAUAACGUAG